This is a messenger RNA of Pogoniulus pusillus (Red-fronted tinkerbird), 6163 nucleotides long. It is a transcript of the gene VCL, whose product is annotated as vinculin. The record is from RefSeq and is a predicted model, not a curated record. The coding region runs from base 338 to 3748 and encodes 1136 amino acids. Lineage: Eukaryota; Metazoa; Chordata; Aves; Piciformes; Lybiidae. Gene Ontology annotation, biological process: cell adhesion. The transcript is spliced from 22 exons. Gene Ontology annotation, molecular function: beta-catenin binding; actin filament binding; alpha-catenin binding. Gene Ontology annotation, cellular component: actin cytoskeleton; cell-cell contact zone; cytoplasm.
CAGCUCGGCCAUUGGGAGAGGGCGGCCAAGGAGGCGGGAAGCUGUGGAAGGGGUAGGUUGUGGUGGUUGAAAAGCCGCCUCCUGGCUGAAGCGCGGUGCCAGUGCGGGUGGGUGCUGCCAGUGUUCAGCAGAAGUACGAGUUCGAGUCCUGCUGCUGCGAGCCUGUGAACUGGGAGUUGUUUCUCUAGGCUACUGUGGUCGGUUGAGAGUCGAGGAAUUGUUUUCCUCUUCUGUCGUCUUGUGCGGAGGCUGCGGUUUUCCCUGUGGGGCGCCAUCGCGCAAGGACAGAGUUUGUUGGGAGUUUGUGUGGAGUUCGGGCCCCAGCCCCGCCGCCGCCAUGCCCGUCUUUCACACGCGCACCAUCGAGAGCAUCCUGGAGCCUGUGGCCCAGCAGAUCUCCCACCUGGUCAUCAUGCACGAGGAGGGGGAGGUAGACGGCAAGGCCAUUCCGGACCUCACCGCCCCCGUGUCGGCCGUGCAGGCCGCUGUCAGCAACUUGGUGCGGGUUGGAAAAGAGACUGUGCAGACAACAGAAGACCAGAUCCUGAAAAGGGAUAUGCCACCAGCAUUCAUCAAAGUGGAGAAUGCCUGCACCAAACUUGUUCGGGCGGCACAGAUGCUGCAAGCAGAUCCUUAUUCAGUACCAGCUCGUGACUAUCUAAUUGAUGGGUCAAGAGGCAUCCUUUCUGGAACAUCAGACUUACUUCUGACAUUUGAUGAAGCAGAGGUCCGUAAGAUUAUCCGAGUCUGCAAAGGAAUAUUGGAGUAUCUGACUGUGGCGGAAGUUGUAGAGACCAUGGAGGAUUUGGUGACGUACACAAAGAAUCUAGGGCCAGGCAUGACGAAGAUGGCCAAAAUGAUUGAUGAGAGACAGCAGGAGUUAACUCACCAGGAACACAGGGUUAUGCUGGUGAACUCCAUGAAUACUGUGAAGGAGCUAUUGCCUGUACUCAUUUCAGCCAUGAAGAUUUUUGUAACUACAAAGAAUUCGAAAAGCCAAGGAAUAGAAGAGGCCUUGAAAAAUCGCAAUUUCACAGUAGAGAAAAUGAGCGCAGAGAUAAAUGAAAUAAUCCGUGUGUUACAACUCACGUCUUGGGAUGAGGAUGCCUGGGCAAGCAAGGACACUGAAGCCAUGAAAAGAGCUUUAGCCUUAAUAGACUCAAAGAUGAAUCAGGCAAAAGGUUGGCUGAGAGAUCCAAAUGCACCUCCAGGCGAUGCUGGUGAGCAAGCAAUAAGGCAGAUCCUUGAUGAAGCUGGAAAGGCAGGAGAACUGUGUGCUGGUAAAGAACGCAGAGAGAUUCUGGGAACAUGCAAAACACUAGGCCAGAUGACUGAUCAGCUAGCUGAGCUCCGAGCUAGAGGACAAGGUGCUACACCCAUGGCUAUGCAGAAAGCGCAGCAGGUGUCACAAGGUCUGGAUUUGCUCACUGCGAAAGUGGAGAAUGCAGCCCGCAAACUGGAGGCCAUGACCAACUCAAGGCAGGCAAUUGCUAAGAAGAUUGAUGCUGCCCAGAAUUGGCUUGCGGAUCCUAACGGGGGCAGCGAAGGAGAGGAACAUAUCCGAGGAAUUAUGGCUGAAGCAAGGAAAGUUGCAGAAUUAUGUGAGGAGCCUAAAGAAAGAGAUGAUAUCCUUCGUUCCUUGGGGGAAAUCUCCGCUUUGACGGCGAAGCUGUCCGAACUGCGACGACAUGGGAAAGGGGAUUCUCCUGAGGCCCGUGCACUCGCUAAGCAAAUAGCCACAUCACUUCAGAAUUUACAGUCCAAAACAAACAAGGCUGUAGCAAAUACCAGGCCAGUUAAAGCAGCUGUUCAUUUGGAGGGCAAAAUUGAGCAAGCUCAAAGGUGGAUAGACAAUCCUACAGUUGCUGAUCGGGGAGUAGGCCAGGCAGCAAUUCGGGGUCUGGUUGCAGAAGGUCGUCGUUUAGCCAAUGUCAUGAUGGGACCUUAUCGUCAAGACCUGCUUGCCAAAUGUGACCGUGUAGACCAGCUGGCUGCUCAGCUGGCUGACCUUGCAGCAAGAGGGGAGGGAGAGUCUCCUCAGGCCAGGGCAAUUGCUGCUCAGCUUCAGGACUCGCUGAAGGAUCUUAAAACACGGAUGCAAGAGGCAAUGACCCAGGAGGUUUCUGAUGUUUUCAGUGACACCACAACUCCUAUUAAAUUGUUAGCAGUAGCAGCCACUGCUCCCUCUGAUGCUCCCAAUAGAGAUGAGGUGUUUGAUGAAAGAGCGGCAAACUUUGAAAACCAUGCUGCUAAACUGGGAGCCACAGCAGAAAAAGCAGCUGCAGUUGGGACUGCGAAUAAAACUACUGUGGAGGGCAUUCAGGCAACCGUGAAAUCAGCAAGGGAACUCACCCCACAGGUAGUGUCAGCGGCUCGUAUCCUCCUGAGAAAUCCUGGCAAUCAAGCUGCUUAUGAACAUUUUGAGACCAUGAAAAACCAAUGGAUUGAUAAUGUAGAAAAAAUGACAGGGUUGGUAGACGAAGCUAUUGAUACUAAAUCUCUCUUGGAUGCAUCGGAAGAGGCGAUUAAGAAAGAUCUGGACAAAUGUAAAGUUGCGAUGGCCAACGUCCAGCCUCAGAUGCUUGUAGCUGGUGCUACCAGCAUAGCGAGACGAGCAAACCGCAUCCUGCUGGUAGCGAAACGAGAGGUUGAAAAUUCAGAAGAUCCUAAAUUCCGUGAGGCUGUGAAAGCAGCCUCUGAUGAGCUCAGUAAAACUAUAUCACCCAUGGUAAUGGAUGCUAAGGCUGUGGCUGGAAACAUUUCUGAUCCUGGUUUGCAAAAGAGUUUCUUGGAUUCUGGAUACAGGAUUCUGGGAGCUGUGGCCAAAGUCAGAGAAGCUUUCCAGCCUCAAGAACCAGACUUCCCUCCUCCUCCUCCUGACCUUGAGCACCUUCACUUGACAGAUGAGCUUGCUCCUCCUAAACCGCCGCUUCCGGAAGGUGAGGUUCCCCCACCCAGACCACCACCACCUGAAGAAAAGGAUGAAGAGUUCCCAGAACAGAAAGCAGGAGAAGCUAUCAAUCAACCCAUGAUGAUGGCUGCUAGGCAGCUGCAUGAUGAAGCCCGGAAGUGGUCUAGUAAGCCUGAUGUGACUGUGAUUAAUGAAGCGGCUGAGGCUGGUGUAGAUAUAGAUGAGGAGGAUGAUGCAGAUGUUGAAUUCACUCUCCCCUAUGACACUGAAGAUGAUUACGAGCCUGAGCUGCUGUUAAUGCCAACCAAUCAGCCCGUUAACCAGCCCAUUCUGGCUGCUGCUCAGUCUCUACAUCGAGAAGCAACCAAGUGGUCCAGUAAGGGUAAUGACAUCAUUGCUGCUGCUAAACGAAUGGCGCUGCUGAUGGCAGAGAUGUCACGCCUGGUGAGAGGAGGCAGCGGAAACAAGCGUGCUCUUAUUCAAUGUGCAAAGGAUAUUGCCAAGGCAUCAGACGAAGUCACUCGAUUAGCCAAAGAGGUGGCAAAGCAGUGCACUGACAAGCGCAUUAGAACCAACCUCUUGCAGGUUUGUGAGCGAAUCCCAACCAUCAGUACACAGCUGAAAAUUCUCUCCACCGUCAAAGCUACCAUGCUCGGCAGAACUAAUAUCAGUGAUGAAGAGUCGGAACAGGCAACAGAAAUGUUGGUUCAUAAUGCCCAGAACCUCAUGCAGUCUGUGAAGGAAACUGUGAGGGAAGCUGAAGCAGCAUCCAUUAAGAUUAGAACAGAUGCUGGAUUCACUCUUCGGUGGGUCAGAAAGACCCCAUGGUAUCAGUAAACACCUGCCACAGAAGUAUUGUUUUGUGUAACAUUAAAUGCCUUGUUUUGGAAACAGAAGAGAUAUAUUAAUAGCAGAAGGUGCUGUAUUCAGGAGCUUAAGAUUGGCUUAUGUUAAUGCCCCAUUCUAAGGGUAUGAAUUGUAAGAGAAUGCAUUUCAAAUGUCUUCAGAACGCAUUUGAUGCUGAGCACCUCAAGCUGGUUUUGACAGUAGACAGUUCUUACCCUUCUUUGUAUCCUUUUUGAGAUUCUCUUCAUGAAUUCUGUACUCGCAGAAGCACAUUUCAUUUAUGCACUGUAUAUUGCAGAAGUUUCUAUCUGAUAUAAAACAUGGACCUCACAUUAACCUUGUGUUGAGAGUCUAGGACACGAUUGGUUAGCUGGCAGUUUAUUAGGGACAGUCAUUGAUACAGAAACAUACAGGACGAUUUCAGCUGGCUGUUCUUUAAACUAUGCAGAAAUGAUGGGUAGGAUGUGGUUUAGUUAAGGUGGGGAGGAGGGCAGCAGAACAGUUGCAAACUGAGGAUCAGAAUUCCAUGUCUGAAAAGAUACUUGCAUUUGAUUUUUGCCUGGCAACACUACUUCAACAAAAACUGGAGCUGUCUUUGACCCUCCUGUCACCCUGUAGCCAGCCAUUCCAGAACUCUUGUACUGUACUGAAAUACUUUGCAGUGGAUGUUAGUAACACAGUGUUGGCAGCUUGAGCCUUGUUAAAUCGUGGAACUCUUUCAGUCUCGUUCAAUUCAGUAAUGUACUGAGCUGAAAAAUUCUGGUUCUCUUCUGCUAGCUGCAUUUCCAGGACCAGAAAAUGUCACAUUCUGGCUCUUUCCUUUUGGAAAUCAAUUGAGCGCACAUAAUUGUUCUUUUCUGCCUCUUCAUUGAAUGUUAUUCCAGCCACUCAAGGUGGAAAUUAGAGCAUUUUUCCUUUAAAAAGACCCUUUUGCCUCACUGCCUAUGUUUCCAACAAUGUAGAAGCUUUUUGGAACCCAAGGAUUUCAGGGACUGCAAACCCUUUACAGGUAGUCUGAUGGCCACCAGCAAGUAGUUGUUCCUAAUGCUAAACAUGCCAGGACAUUUUCUCUGGUUUUGAAGUCUCAAAAUCUCUUUUCAGAUUCUAGUAAUGACUGAUUGAAGUAUCCUUAAAAAAAACCCACAACAAACCCAACAAUACCACAGUUAAUUCCCCCCACCCCUGAACAACAACAACAAAUCAACACAAAAUCCUUCCCCAUUAUUACAACGGAAUUGGAAUGCUUUUAUCCUCCUGUAGCUGAAUGUGCCUUCACAUAGAUGUGUAUCCUUAUAUACGCACGUUCAUUGACUUGCUGGCAUAGCCUCUUGGCUUUUCACAGGACAAUGACUGCUUUAGAAGGAAGCUCUGUACAUACGCAGUAACACUUGCAGGCUUCUGCUGAGAUCAGCACUGACCUCGUGAUGCCCUCUUAAUUUGCUGGUUUGUUGCAUGAUCAAGCCACCUUUUAACAGCAGUGCCCUUGUUGAAAAACUGCUCAAUCUUAACAGCUCGAGAGAAGAAACAGUCAACCGUCCUUUACCUAGCUGCAACACUAGGCCUUUCUCCCCUCCUCCCCUGCACCCCUUCAUUGCACUGUUAUCUAAAAAGGGAAGUUAAACUGAUUGUAAGACACCUGCCUCAAACUGACCUUAGCAAGAGAAAGUAUGUGUUCAUCUUUAAUUCACUCCAUGUGUCUGGGUGUUUAUGAGUAUGUGGUACUUGUUAUCUUCCCUUCACAUUCUCUUCCUGUAACUGCCUGUGUCAGGAAGAGGAAAAAAAGGGGUACCAGAGCCUUAAUCUGAGUGUCUUGCAUUUGGUUAGUUUAUAUCAGAUCUUUAACUGUAAUGUAGUAACUUCUGUUUACUAAUAAAUAACACUGAAUAGGUAGGGGUUAUUUUAAGGAAUUGUUCUCAAUAGUCUUCCUAUUGUACUUUUUCAAUGUUCCUCACAUUUCUUCCUUCCCAAUUCAGGCUUCUCUGUGAGAUUUGUUUUGGGUUUGUUUUUUUUUUUAGCAUCACUGUUUAGUUGCUUGAUUGAUAUUAAUGCAAUAUUACCAAUGCCUCUAAUACAUAAUUGUAUGCCAAAGAUCACUUUUUGUUUGAGGAAUGUUUGCAGGAAAGCUAUGAAUUAUGGUUGCCUUUGACUCUUCCAGAAUGUUUACUCUAAGUUCUCAACUGUUUUGUAGAUGCUAAGAUAUUUGCCCACCUUACGCAACUGCUGCGUUUUCAAAAGCUAUUGCUCUUCAGACUUACACGCAGCAAAAGUUUGAACAAUGCCAUGAAUGUCACUUGGAAAUGUUUUACCACUAUAAAACUUAGUUUAUAAAGCAACGUGUUGCAUAGUCCUAAUGUUUCCAACCUUCCUUUGGUUGUUAAAAAAAAAAUAAAGAAGCAUUUGUAUGAA